This is a messenger RNA of Orycteropus afer afer, 2241 nucleotides long. RefSeq names its product HHIP like 2 (gene HHIPL2). The record is from RefSeq and is a predicted model, not a curated record. NCBI's taxonomy places the organism in Eukaryota, Metazoa, Chordata, Mammalia, Tubulidentata, Orycteropodidae.
CAAGGAAGCCAACCUGAGCAAACACAGCAGCCUGAGUGUUCCCAAGGCCAAAAUGCUGAGAAAGACUGUUCCUAGGAGUGGUCCGAGUUGGCAAGCCCCCUGGCUCCCUGUUUCUUCUGGCAUUUUCUGCCUCUGUCUCACUUUCUUCUUGGGCCACAUGGGCUUGCUACAAGGACACCCCCAGUGCCUGGAUUAUGGGCCCCCCUUCCAGCCCCACAUGCACCUAGAGUUUUGCUCUGACUACGAGGCCUUCGGCUGCUGCGAUCAGAGUAAGGAUCACCGCAUUGCUGCCCGAUACUGGGACAUCAUGGACUGCUUUGACCUGAAGGGCCAUGAGGUGUGUGGAGGGUACAUCAAAGAUAUCCUCUGCCAGGAGUGCUCACCUUAUGCAGCCCACCUCUACGACGCCGAGAACCCUCAGACACCCCUCCGGAACCUUCCUGGGCUCUGCUCUGACUACUGCUCUGCCUUCCAUUCUAACUGCCACUCUGCCAUCUCCUUGCUGACCAAUGACCGUCGACUUCAGGGGUCCCAGGGAAAGGAUGGAGCCCAUUUCUGCCACCUCCUCAACCUUCCUGACAAGGAUUAUUGCUUCCCCAAUGUCCUGAGGAAUGACCAUCUCAACCACAACCUGGGUGUCAUGGCCAAGGACCAGCAGGGCUGCCUACAGCUCUGCCUCACUGAGGUGGCUAAUGGGCUGAGGAAUCCCGUUUCCAUGGUGCAUGCUGGGGAUGGCACUCAUCGUUUCUUUGUAGCUGAGCAAGUAGGAGUGGUAUGGGUCUACCUGCCUGAUGGGAGUCGCCUGGAACAACCCUUCUUGGACCUCAAGAGCAUUGUGUUGACCACUCCAUGGAUUGGGGAUGAGAGAGGAUUCUUGGGGUUGGCUUUUCAUCCUAAAUUUCGCUGCAACCAGAAGUUCUACAUUUAUUAUUCAUGUUUGGGCAAGAAGAAGGUAGAAAAGAUCAGGAUUAGUGAGAUGAAGGUUUCUCAGGCUGAUCCCAACAAAGCUGACCCAAAAUCAGAGAGGGUCAUCUUGGAAAUAGAUGAACCAGCAUCAAACCAUAAUGGUGGACAGCUCCUUUUUGGCCUGGAUGGUUAUAUGUACAUAUUCACUGGGGAUGGAGGACAGGGUGGGGAUCCCUUUGGCAAGUUUGGAAAUGCUCAGAACAAAAGCUCCUUGCUGGGAAAAGUGUUACGGAUAGAUGUGAAUGGCGCAGGUUCAGACAGCAAGCGGUACCGAGUUCCCCAGGACAAUCCUUUUGUUUCUGAGCCAGGGGCACACCCCGCUGUCUAUGCCUUUGGGGUCAGAAACAUGUGGCGCUGUGCCGUGGACCGGGGGGACCCCAUCACUCAUCAGGGCCGAGGCCGGAUAUUCUGUGGGGAUGUGGGCCAGAACAAGUUUGAAGAAAUCGACCUCAUUGUUAAAGGCGGGAACUACGGCUGGAGAGCAAAGGAAGGAUUUGAAUGUUACGACAAAAAACUGUGUCACAAUGCCUCUUUGAAUGACAUUCUGCCAAUCUAUGCAUAUGGCCAUGCAGUGGGGAAGUCGGUUACUGGAGGGUUUGUCUACCGUGGUUGUGAAUCCCCAAAUCUCAAUGGCCUGUACAUCUUUGGGGACUUCAUGAGUGGUCGACUUAUGGCUUUGCAGGAAGAUAAAAAAAACAAGAAAUGGAAGAAACAAGACAUUUGUCUCGGCAGCACUGACACCUGUGCGUUCCCAGGGCUGAUUAGCACUUACAGCAAGUUCAUCAUCUCCUUUGCCGAAGAUGAAGCAGGGGAGCUGUAUUUCCUGGCCACCUCUUACCCAAGUGCCUACGCGCCACAUGGAUCUAUUUACAAAUUUGUCGACCCCUCAAGGCGAGCACCCCCAGGCAAGUGCAAAUACAAGCCAGUGCCAGUGAAAACCAGGAGUAAGCGGAUCCAGUUCAGGCCGAUUGCCAAGACUGUCUUGAACUUGCUAAAGGAGCAAGCAGAGAAAGCUGCCAAUGCAGCCUCCGCUUCCAGUCCUGACCGGGUCUUGUCCCAGAAAGGCUCUUCCAAGAAGCCGGCUUCUCGAACCCCAAGCAGCAGGAAAAUGCUGCGAAGGCCUGGCACAAAGAAGAAAGCCAGAAUGUGGUCCCCAGGCCCCCAGGGGAAGAGGAAGAAGGGCCGGAAAACCCACCGUGGCAGGGUGGCCGCAUCAGCACAGCGACGGCGAGCUGGCAGGAGUCUCCCUUGAUCUUUUCUGCUCAGAUGGCUGAC